This is a messenger RNA of Dendrobium catenatum, 897 nucleotides long. RefSeq lists its product as uncharacterized. Lineage: Eukaryota; Viridiplantae; Streptophyta; Magnoliopsida; Asparagales; Orchidaceae. The record is from RefSeq and is a predicted model, not a curated record. Bases 1 to 702 code for a protein of 233 amino acids. Gene Ontology annotation, molecular function: protein folding chaperone; peptidyl-prolyl cis-trans isomerase activity; ribosome binding. The transcript is spliced from 8 exons. Gene Ontology annotation, biological process: protein unfolding; 'de novo' cotranslational protein folding; protein transport.
AUGAUCUCAAGUUUGAACUUGACGAGGAGAGGCGAUACCGGUGAGCUUGCUCGUGUAUCCAAUAGUUUAUCCGUUACGCUCUUGAGGCUCUUCUACAACUAUUGGUUAAUGAGAUUCACUGUGCCGAGGCUAAAACAUAGCAUCCUUGCUAGAGUACCGUCGCUACAAAGAAAUUUUUUUUAUGGUCGUUUGAAAAGUGAUUCUAAACGAACUGCUACGAGUGCCAGACACAGGAUUUUCACUCCGUUCUCUACCGUUUCUUCCGGAAUUCAAAGUCUCAGUCUGUCUACAACUAAUUUCAAAGAUUUUAGAGUUUCAACUGAUGUUGGUGAGCAGAGAGAGAUCAAGGUAAGGGUUGAUGUAUCUGGUGCAAGGACACAAGAAAUCUUUGAUGAUGUUUUCUCCAAGCUAGUUGAUGCUGCACAACCAAUUCCUGGUUUCCGGAGAGUUAAAGGAGGGAAAACGCCAGAUAUUCCUAAAGAUGUUCUCCUACAAAUCAUUGGAGUAUCUAAAGUAAUGAAAGAGACAAUCUUGAAGGUCAUCAACACCACGGUUACUGAGUAUGUCUCAAAGGAAGGUCUAAAUGUGACCAGAGAACUUAGAGUCGAGCAGAGUUAUGAUGAAAUUGAAGCUGCAUUCAUUCCUGGAGAGGAAUUCAGCUUCGAGGCAGUCAUUGGUCUUCCACAAACCAGCAAAAGAUGAUCUUGUUAUGUGUGAGUAAAUGUCUUAUUCUUGCAUGUGAAAAACCACACUCAUUGUUCCAUGAAAUCGGUUGAGCAAAUUCAUGUAAAAGUUUCAUCCAUCUUAUAUGUUACUAAAUGUUCAAAUCCAAUCAUCCUGAACUAUUGGUGACUAUAUAUGCUGGAAACUUCAGUUGUUGAGUUGGACUUUUAAGCA